AACAACAUAGUAUUCAAGAAUCCUUAUUACUUUCUUGAAAAUGUCAAAUGUUUUCUUGAUUUCAUGUGUUCUGUUUACUCUGUUUGUGCCAUCAACAUAUGCACAAUCAUGCACAAACUACAACUUCACAAGCAACAACCAAAUGUCAUUCACUUCAUGUAGUGAUCUUCCAUAUUUAAACUCAUUCCUUCAUUGGAAUUACAAUCCUUCUACAAAAACUGUGAAAAUCGCCUAUCGACACACUAAGAUUAAUGCCUCCACAAGAUGGGUAGCAUGGGCUAUAAAUCCAACUUCACAAGGCAUGGUUGGUUCACAAGCACUUGUUGCAUAUCAAAAAUCAGAUGGAAAAAUGAGUGUUUAUACAUCACCUAUUACAAGUUAUCAGACACAAUUACAACAAGGGGAUUUGAGUUUUAAUGUGUCUGAUUUAUCAGCUACUUAUAUCAAUAAUGAAAUCACUAUUUUUGCUACUUUAAAACUUGAGGAUUUUAACUCUACAAUUUUGAAUCAACUAUGGCAAGAAGGUCCACUUUCAGGAGAUUCACCAGCAAUGCAUGAUACUGCUGGUGUUAAUACUCAAUCUGCUGGAGCUCUCAGACUUCUUUCUGGACAAUCUGGAACUACUUCAACAAAAGCAAGCUCGCAAUUUAACAAGAGAAAUCUUCAUGGAUUGCUAAAUGCAGUGAGUUGGGGGAUCAUGAUGCCUAUAGGGGUCUUGUUUGCAAGGUACUUAAAGGUGUUUUCAGACCCUGCAUGGUUUUACCUACACUCUAUUUGGCAAAUCACAGCUUAUGUUAUUGGUGUUGCUGGCUGGGCUACUGGUCUCCAAUUAGGGAGUGAGUCUAAUGGUAUUCAAUUUACUGCCCAUAGAAUCAUUGGCUUUGUCCUCUUUUCUCUAGCCACCCUCCAGGCUUCUGCUAUGCUUCUAAGGCCAAAAAGGGAUCACAAGCACAGGAUCUACUGGAACAUUUACCACAGAGCAGUUGGCUACUCAAUUGUUGUUCUUGGAAUCAUUAACAUAUUCAAAGGUUUGAACAUCUUGAAACCUCAGAAGAAAUGGGAAACAUAUUAUAUUGCAACUCUAGUUGGUCUAGGAAUCAUUGCUGCAUUAUUGGAAGUUAUCACAUGGUGUGUGGUUAUAAAAAGGAACAAGUCUGUUAGUAAUACAGUUGAGAAGAAUCCACAAGGUCUUCAUGAAUCAAAUUGGUAUAAUGGUCAUGAAAAUGGAACAAAUAGGACACAUUACAGAGCUUAGAUUACUGAAAUUUUUAUUUUCUUGAAUUUGUUGUUGAUAUUUACUUAUGUAUGUCAUUCCUCCUUAUGUACUUUAUAUAUAGCAGAGUGUUCUUUCCUUUCUUUGUAUGUUCCUCGGUGUUUCUCUCGUUCUCUAGGGUCAGUGAUGCAUGGUUUGAUAAACUCGAUGAAUAAUGGAUUCUUUUCUUCCCUCUACUAUAUGAAAGGGUUUGAACCUGUGA
Solanum tuberosum (potato) is the source of this 1475-nucleotide messenger RNA. RefSeq names its product cytochrome b561 and DOMON domain-containing protein At5g47530. The record is from RefSeq and is a predicted model, not a curated record. NCBI's taxonomy places the organism in Eukaryota, Viridiplantae, Streptophyta, Magnoliopsida, Solanales, Solanaceae. The transcript has 3 exons. The coding region runs from base 41 to 1255 and encodes 404 amino acids.